This is a messenger RNA of Sitophilus oryzae (rice weevil), 6511 nucleotides long. RefSeq names its product otoferlin-like. Lineage: Eukaryota; Metazoa; Arthropoda; Insecta; Coleoptera; Curculionidae. Gene Ontology annotation, biological process: plasma membrane organization. Gene Ontology annotation, cellular component: membrane. The transcript has 34 exons. The record is from RefSeq and is a predicted model, not a curated record. Bases 89 to 6211 code for a protein of 2040 amino acids.
CACGCUCAAUCAACAAGUCUUCCUGCCGAGGCGCGGCGGGCGGCAGGUGGUUGGCUGGCGAUCGGCAGGACUCGCGUCCUUUCCAAACAUGUCCAUCGCGGUCAAACUCAAACAGUUCCAGGUGGCCAGGACCAAGGGCGAGAAACUGGCCAAAAUCGAGUUCAGGGGUGUCUCCCAUUUGACGAAAAUUCUCGAAGAUAACGGAACUGAGCUCAUAAUAGUCGAUCAGAGAUUUGAUUGGCCGAUAGCUAGACCAGUAGACGAUGCCGAAACAAUUACCAUCGAACUCUAUUCAAGAAAUCGCCUGUUUGCAGACAAACUUAUCGGAUCUUACAAGUUGCUCUUGCAGAAAGUUGUUCAAGAUGGCAGGUUAUGCGUCUGUGAUAGUCUGGUGGAUAGCAAUAAUAAAACUAUAGAGGGUACGGUAGAAUUCACGGUGCUUUACUCACUUCCCGACGCAUCUCUGGCAUCCUUCGCCGGGAGUUCCGCUUACGAUCUGCUCGAAGACGAUCAACAGGUGCUGAUAGACAUCGAACAGAACAUCGCCAAUAUCGAGCGGAACCUCUUAUCCGAACAGCUGCUCGCGGAAAAGGCGGUUAUGACGUCGUCGGAAAGACGGUUUACCCUGAGAAGGGGCACGACGAUCGCCACGCCGGAUAAAGUUGUCACCGAGAGGAAAAGAUCCACGCUUAAAAGUGUCAAGAGUUUAAUUAAAUUCGGUAAACAGAGGCCUCCCAAAGGGAGCGAUACAGAAGAUGAAACGGCAUCGUUGAUUAGAGCAGCGGAGUCCGGUAGAAGUUCGAGAAAUUCCGAUGUCGAUUCGGCUCCGAUGUCGAGAGCGGGCAGUGACGUUUCGUUGGACUCAAAUGGAGAAAAUCAGUUAAUGAUGCUGGAAAAAAAGCGUAACUCCAGAUUAAAGGAGUUGAAGAGCAACCAGUCGGCAGCCGAUUCCGCAUUGAAGGCACAAGACUUUCAAGUGUGCUUGACGAUAAUUGAAGCCCGUCAGCUGGCAGGACUCAAUAUGGAUCCGGUUGUUUGUAUUCAAGUGGGCGAUCAAAGGAAGUAUACCAGCGUAAAAGAGAGCACAAACUGUCCUUAUUAUAAUGAGUAUUUUGUAUUCGACUUCCACAUGCCCCCUAUCAUGCUCUUUGACAAAAUCAUCCAACUAUCGGUACUGCAGUCACGCAACUUUCUGCGCGGUAACAAAAUGCUGGGGAGCUUUAAGCUAGACGUGGCAACGGUGUGGGCUCAGCCAGAUCAUCAAUUUUAUCACAAGUGGGCGCUGCUCACCGAUCCGGAUGAUAUAGCCGGCGGCCCUAAGGGAUAUUUAAAGUGCGACAUUAGCGUGAUAGGGAAAGGGGACACGGUGAAGGUGCCUCCUAAGAGUGAGAAAGACGAAGAUGAUAUAGAAGCGAAUCUUUUAUUACCCGACGGAGUACCGACCGACAGGCAGAGAGCUCACUUCAUCGUGAAAAUUUAUCGAGCAGACGGACUGCCCAAGAUGAAUUCCUCGCUAAUGGCCAACGUGAAAAAGGCUUUCACCGGCGAAUUAAACGACCUGGUCGAUCCUUACGUUCAAGUGUCGUUUGCAGGCCUUACGGGCAAAACUAGCGUCAAAAAGCACAGCUACGCACCCAUCUGGAACGAACAGCUGGUUUUUACCGAAAUGUUUCCGCCGCUGUGUCAGAGGAUCAAGAUUCAGCUGAGGGACGACGAUCCCGUGAAGCCCACGGUGAUCGGUACGCACUUCGUGGAUCUGAAGACCAUCUCGAACGAUGGAGAGAAGGGCUUUUUGCCGACCUUCGGGCCCUGUUUCGUUCACCUCUAUGGCUCGACAAGGGACUACACCCUUAUCGACGAACAUUCCAGCUUAAACACCGGCUUGGGCGAAGGUGUAUCAUAUAGAGCAAGAUUACUCAUAUCAAUUAGAACCGAAAUCACUGACAACAUCGAUCUGUCUCCUGCUGCUGUCGAACUAGAACCGACCGUACCAGUUAACGAAGCUUCCUACGCUAAAAACGAAGAGUUUUUCUUGUUCACCACCAUUUUAGAUGCGUCGAUGAUCGAUAAAAAACUGGGAGACAAACCUGUUUAUUUUGAAGUCAGCAUUGGCAAUGCUGGAAAUGCUAUUGACGGACACAACACAUCAGCAAAAGAGCAUUAUGACUCAGAUAGCGACGAACUAGAAACAGUAACUUCGGAGACCGCUUCCUGGCAAAGUACCACUACACCAAGUAAGCCAAUGACUCAUGACAAAAUUUACUACUUUCUGCCGUAUUGGGAUAAUAAACCUUGUAUGCAUAUCAGAUCCAUUUGGCCAGAUUACAGAAGAAGAAUGUACAAUUCUAAUAUCAUAGGAAGAAUAUCAGAAAAACUGGAAGAUGGUUUAGAAGAAGUGAAUGCUAGAAUGGAAUCAGACGACCCUGAAGCCGAGGGUAAAUUAAAACAAAUUCUAGAAGACUUAUCUGCUGCCUGUGCAAAAUACGUCACCAUUUCCAAAGCGUCCGGAACCGGUCCUGGAACUGGGAAGACUAAACUGGAUAAGGAGCGGUUAAAAUUGUGCCAGCGAGAACUGGAACACAUUGGGAAUUCGGCGAGGAAUCUGAAGGCGCUGGUUACCAAGAACUCGUUUAAGGACCGCCUGAAAACUGCACAGACGUACUUAGCCAAGCUCAAGUUUCUAACGGAAGACCCUCAGCAUGCACUCCCCGAUGUCUUCCUUUGGAUAAUAUGUGGUGGGAAAAGACAGGCUUACCAACGAAUUCCAGCCAGGGACAUUAUUUACUCAAUCGUAGAUGAGGAGAGUGGCAAGGAUUGUGGACGAGUACAGACAAUGUUUUUAAAGCUACCAGGUAAAAAAGGGACUGGACCAAGCGGCUGGACCAUACCAGCUAAAUUACAGAUUUACGUCUGGCUGGGUAUGCUGAAACACAAAAAACAUUUUAUAACUGGCAUUCCCAAAGGAUACGAAAUAUCACAAGAAAUCAGAAAUGUAGAAAGACCCAGAGCUUUGCCACCUUCUGUCAUCCACUACGUCGAUAAACACGUUUUUCAACUUAGAGCUCACAUCUACCAAGCCAGAUCACUAAUAGGAAGUGAUGCUUCAGGUCUCUCUGAUCCAUUCGCUAGGAUCAUUGCAGGGGAAUUUUGUAAAACAACUCAAGUAAUAGACGAAACUCUGAGCCCAACCUGGGACGAAUUGCUAGUAUUUGAAGAAGUUCUCCUUUUUGGUUCCUCAGAAGAAAUUAAAAAAGACCCUCUAUCGAUAAUUAUUGAAAUCUUUGACCAGGAUAAGGUUGGCAAGUCUGAAUUUAUUGGAAGGGCUAUGGCGAAACCUCACGUAAAAUUAAGGGAGGAGCCUUAUAAUAAACCAAAAUAUCCACCUUCUUUGGAAUGGUUUACUAUCACAAGGGGAGUUGAUCAUGCUGGAGAACUUUUGGCUGUAUUCGAGUUGCUGGAGAUACCCAGUGGCACAGAAGGAUCUUUACCAAAUCUUCCUCAAGCCAAAGAUAUACCAAUAUAUAAGGAUACAGAUACGAAGGAUUUAGGCCCUUUGUUGCCCGUUCCCAGAGGAAUAAGGCCGACCUUAGCCCGCUACCGCAUCGAGGUGUUAUUUUGGGGCUUAAGGGACCUAAAGAGAAUCCAUUUGCUAACCGUAGACAAGCCCAGGGUGGAUAUUGAAUGUGCGGGGCAUAUCCUGUAUUCCAGCAUCAUUUCUAAUUCAAGGAAAAAUCCAAAUUUCUCAACUCCAGUCAAGUUCUUAGAAUUGGAUCUACCCGAACAAGAACUCUACCGACCUCCCUUAACAAUCAGAGCUGUAGAUUGUAGAAGUUUCGGAAGGUAUACACUGGUUGGUACCCAUACAAUAAACUCCAUUCAUAAGUACAUGUACACACCAACGACCAAAAAAGACAGAGAAGCAGAGGAAAGAAAAAAAUCUCUAAACCAACUGAAAACCAUGGACGGAGGUUUAGUUAUGAAUCAGGUACCAUCGUCAGGAACAUCACACCACUCUGGUACUAGUGAGAAAGAAAAAAGUCCUCUUCUACCCAAAGAUGUGUUUGUAAUGAUUGGUUAUGGAACUCAAGAUAACGCGAGAAAAACAAAAACCGACAUAAACAAGAAGCGAAAACACAGUGUUGAUGAUGAUUUCGAUGACGAAGAAGGCAGUAAAGAUUGGUGGACAAAAUACUUUGCUUCGGUAGAGCGAAUGAUAAGUGAAUCCAAAGAAGCCAAGAAAGGAACGACAAAUAAUGGUAACUUAAAAGUAUAUUCUGGAGAUGAAGAUAGCAAUCCACAAUCCGGUUACAGUUCAGAUAAAAGUCCUGGUCAAGAAUAUAAGAAACGUUUUGGGUUUAAAACAGCGGCAACAGCUUCAAGAUUAGCAGCCAGAAUUAGUCCUAAAAGUGUUCGAAAAAGAACUAAGUAUAAGCCUGUACUCUGUAGGGUGUAUCCUACUGAGUUAGAAGCACUUCCAGAAUUUGAAGAAUUCAAAGAAUGGUUGCACACAUUCGAAUUGUAUAGAGGCAAAAAGACUGGAGAAGAUUCUGAUGACGAAAGCAGAGUCGUAGGACAUUUUAAAGGAGCAAUAAAAGUGUACAAAUGGCCUCUACCAAAAGACAUUGAGGACAAGACAAUCAUGGGCUUUGAUCCACAGUUUGGAUUCUUUCAAGGCAUUCCUUCCAACGAUCCUAUCAGAGUUCUGGUGCGAGUUUAUAUUGUAAAGGCAAACGAUUUACAUCCUAUGGAUUUAAAUGGAAAAGCCGACCCAUAUGUUGUGUUGCAACUAGGUUCGAAAAGAAUAAGUGACAAAGAAAACUACAUAUCUAAACAACUAAAUCCAGUGUUUGGAAAGUGUUUCGAAAUCGAAGCUACAUUUCCUCAGGAUUCUUUAUUAACAGUGCAAAUUUUUGAUUGGGACUUGGUAGGAUCGGACGAUAUGGUUGGCGAGACAAAAAUUGACUUGGAAAAUAGGUUUUACAGUAAACAUAGAGCAACGUGUGGCCUUCCAGAGAAGUUUGAGGAGCAUGGAUACAAUGCUUGGAGGGACGCCAUGAAACCUACACAAAUUUUAGCGAAACUUUGUAAAGACGCUAAAAUCGAAACCCCUGUAUAUAGUGACGGUCAAGUCAAAGUUGGAAGUCAGUUCUUCACCAUUCAAACGGAAGACAUGGAGUUUUACAAGUUUAGAGAGGCAGAAGAACACAUGGCUUUAGCCGUCAUACACCGAUGGCACGAGAUACCUAAAGUCGGAUGUCAUCUAGUACCGGAACAUGUUGAAACGAGACCGCUGUAUAACCCAGAUAAACCUGGGAUUGAACAAGGAAAACUGGAAAUGUGGGUGGAUAUGUUUCCUAUGGACAUGCCUCUGCCAGGUCCGCCUUUGGAUAUAUCACCGAGAAAACCCAAAAGUUAUGAACUGAGGGUAAUCAUAUGGAACACUGACGAAGUAGUGUUGGAAGAUGAUGCUUUUUUCACUGGUGAAAAAAUGUCAGAUAUUUACGUUAAAGGGUGGCUCAAAGGUCCAGAAGACUGUCAAGCUACGGACAUUCAUUACAGAUCUCUUACGGGGGAGGGAAAUUUUAACUGGAGGUAUAUUUUCCCGUUUGAGUACUUAGUAGCUGAACAAAAAAUUGUGAUAUCGCGCAAAGAGUCGCUAUUCUCCUGGGACGAAACUGAAUGUAAAAUACCCGCUCGAUUGGAACUGCAAGUGUGGGACGCUGACCAUUUCUCAGCUGAUGAUUUCUUAGGGGCAGUAACACUAGAUCUUAACAGAUUUCCACGUGGAGCAAAAUCAUCAAAACUUUGUGCGUUAGAUAUGUUGAAAUCGGACGAAUCAGUACCUGUAGUGAAUAUUUUUAAACAAAAACGAGUAAAAGGUUGGUGGCCAUUUUAUGUGAAAAAAGACAAUGAAGAAAUGGAACUAACCGGCAAAGUCGAAGCAGAGAUUCAUUUGUUAACCAAAGAAGAAGCGGAGAAAGUACCAGUAGGGUUGGGAAGAAACGAACCUGACCCUUUGGAAAAACCCAAUCGACCUGAUUCAUCCUUUAUGUGGUUCAUGAACCCCAUCAAAUCAAUUCGAUACAUCUUGUGGCAUAACUACAAAUGGACAAUUCUAAAACUGCUCAUAAUACUCGGCGUAGCAAUAAUCAUUUUAUUGUUUUUCUAUUCUAUUCCCGGCUACACCGUCAAGAAGAUGCUGGGAGCUUAAACUAUAUAUCAAAUAUCAAUCAUCUCAAUUUUUUCAUAGAUUGAAUAACCAUUAUUUCCAUAUUUUAUUAAUAACACAUUUUCAGCUCAAUAAGAAUAAACUGUAUGGCAAGUACAAUUUAAAUAAGAAUGCAUAUAUUUAUGGAAUAGUGAAUAUCGUGUGAUUUUCAUGAAAAUUUAAUUAUUUUCUGUAAAUAUAAACUUUGGCCUUAAUUAUAUUAAAGUUUUUCCUAUAUAGAUUGCCCACAACUAUUGUGUAUAUUCGAGUAAUUCUAAUGUUUGAAGACUUCUUAUGAAAUUA